AUAGCAUAGAUUUGGAUUUGAAGAGCGUUUGGGUUCGAUGUUCGAAAAUCGAAAUCCUCUCUCCACUUCACGACACCACACACACGCAAGCACAACCAGUAAUAACAACAGCAACAUAGAUAGAUAGAAAGAGAAACCAAAACCCUUCUUUCAAUUCUCCUUCUCCACUUCUUCACUUCACUUUCUUCUGUCUUCUGCUUUAAACCGUUUUCUUCCAUGAUAAAACACGCGCAUCUAUAAAACGACGUCGUUUUUGAGAAAAUGGAUCAGAAGCCUCACCUUCAGCUCAAGGAGCUGGGAUCCAAACUCGAAAUACUUCCUUCUUCUACGGAGCCUCUCAUCGAGCUCUUGAAGCAAGCGGCAGCAUGUCUUACUGACAUGGAUCAAUCACCAUCAGCUUCAGCAUUGGAGUCAAUGAAACCCUUUUUGAAUGCAAUUGUUAAGCCAGAAUUGCUGAAGCACCAAGAUAGCGAUAUAAAACUUCUAGUUGCAACAUGUGUUUGUGAGAUAACUCGGAUCACUGCACCUGAAGCUCCUUACAGUGACGACGUUCUAAAGGAUAUCUUUCAGUUGAUCGUGAGCACUUUUAGUGGUCUUAGUGAUAUAGGUGGUCCAUCCUUUGGCCAGGAAGUUGCUAUGUUGGAGACUCUUGCAAAAUAUAGAUCAUGUGUUGUAAUGUUGGAUCUUGAAUGUGAUGAUCUGGUGAAUGAGAUGUUCAGUACUUUUUUUGCAGUUGCGAGAGAUGAUCAUCCAGAAAGUGUUCUAUCAUCCAUGCAAAAUGUUAUGGCCGUUCUCUUAGAGGAGAGUGAGGAUGUUCAUGAGGAUCUUUUAUCUAUUCUACUGUCCACAUUAGGUCGUGAUAAAAGAGAUGUUACUGCAGCUGCAAGGAAGCUUUCCAUGGAUGUCAUACAGCAAUGCAUAGGAACACUUGAACCUAGCAUUAAACAAUUUUUUCUGUCAUUAGUGUUGGGAGAAAGCAAGACAGUGAACAGUCAAGUUGAGUACCUUGAAGUAUUAUACGAUGUCUGUUGCUGUGCUCCACAGAUCCUAUCUGGAGUUCUCCCUUAUGUCACAGGGGAGCUACAGUCUGACAAAUUGGAAACCCGUCUGAAAGCAGUGAAUUUGGUUGGAGAUAUAAUUGCUCUUCCGGGAACUUCCAUUGUUGAGGCAUUUCAGCCAAUACUUUCAGAGUUUUUGAAGAGGUUGACUGAUAGUGAUUUUGGGGUUCGCAUGUCUGUCCUUGAGCAUGUAAAAAGUUCUCUUCUGUCAAAUCCUCAUAGGGCUGAAGCUUCUCAUAUAAUCUCUGCCGUUUGUGACCGGCUUCUGGAUUUUGAUGAAAACUUUCGAAAGCAAGUUGUGGCUGUUAUCUGUGAUGUGGCAUGUCAUGCCCUACAUGCAGUUCCUCCUGAAGCUGUUAAUCUUGUUGCAGAACGGCUUCAUGACAAAUCUCAACUUGUUAAAAAGUAUACCAUGGAAAGAUUAGCCGAGAUAUAUAGAACUUUUUGUGAGAAAAGCUCCGACACUGUUAACCCUGGUGGAUAUGACUGGAUUCCAGGGAAGAUCCUUAGAUGUUUCUAUGACAAAGAGUUCAGAUCAGAUACAAUCGAAUCUGUUUUGUGUGGGUCUCUGUUUCCAUCAGAGUUUUCUAUUAAUGAUAUGGUUAAACAUUGGGUUGAUAUUUUCUCUGGAUUAGAUAAAGUAGAGGUCAAGGCUCUUGAAAAUAUACUGGAGCAAAAACAAAGGUUACAAGAGGAGCUGCACAAGUAUCUAGCUCUGAGACAGAAUAGUCAGGAUAAAGAAAAUCCCGAGGUUCAAAAAAAGAUCGCAUUCUGUUUUCGAGUAAUGUCUCGUUCAUUUGCAGAGCCAACAAAGGCUGAGGAGAGUUUCCAGAUUCUUGAUCAAUUAAAUGACACUAAUAUCUGGAAAAUUUUGACGAAUCUUAUCGAUCCAAAUACUAGCUUUCAUCAAACUCGUGCAUACAGGGAUGAUUUGAUUAAAAUACUUGGCGAGAAUCAUCAGCUCAAUGAAUUUCUGAAUACCUUAUAUUUCAAAUGCUCCUAUUUGCUAUUCAACAAGGAGCAUGCAACAGCUGUUCUUUCAGAAGUGAUCAGAUAUAAAUCUGCAGAGAAUGAUCAGCGUAUACAAUCUUGCAUGAAGAUAUUAGUGAUAGUUGCUCGUUUCAGUCCGCACUUUUUUAAUGGUAGUGAGGAGGAACUGGUGAAGUUACUCAAGGAUAAUAAUAAUGAUAUGAUCAAAGAGGGUAUUUUGAAUGUUUUAGCAACGGCUGGUGGUACUAUUCGAGAACAACUAGCAGUUACAUCAAGUUCUGUAGACCUUAUGUUAGAAAGACUAUGUUUAGAAGGCAGUCGGAGACAGGCAAAGUAUGCCGUGCAUGCUUUAGCAGCAAUAACAAAGGAUGAUGGCCUCAAGUCUCUCUCUGUUCUAUACAAGAGGCUUGUAGGUAUGCUGGAGGAGAAAACACAUCUUCCCACAGUUUUGCAGUCUUUGGGUUGUAUAGCACAGACUGCAAUGCCUGUAUUUGAAACUAGAGAGAGUGAAAUUGAAGAAUUUAUAAUAAACAAGAUUCUGAAAAGUGAUGGUAAAGAUGAUCAUACAGGAGCAGCUUGGGAUGAUAAAAGUGAUAUUUGUGUGUUGAAGAUAUAUGGAAUCAAAACUGUAGUUAAAAGCUAUUUGCCUGUCAAAGAUGCUCUUGUUCGUCCUGGUAUUGACGGUCUUUUGGAUAUCUUACGAAACAUGCUUUCUUAUGGUGAAAUAUCAAAGGACAUAAAGUCGAGUUCAGUCGAUAAGGCCCAUCUGAGGCUUGCUUCUGCAAAAGCAGUUCUUCGUUUGGCUAGGCUCUGGGAUCAUAAGAUUCCUGUUGAUAUUUUUCACUUAACUUUAAGGGCAUCCGAGAUUGGCUUCCCUCAAGCUAAGAAGGUUUUCUUAAGCAAAGUUCAUCAAUAUAUAAAAGACCACCUUUUGGAAGCUAAAUAUGCAUGUGCCUUUAUAUUUGACAUAUUUAGAUCCAAGCCAGAGGAGUUUGCAGAGGAGAAGCAGAACUUAACUGACAUUAUUCACAUGCAUCACCAAGCAAGGGUUGGGCAGCUUUCAGGGCAAUCAGAUGCAAAUUCCUUGACCAAUUAUCCUGAGUACAUCCUUCCAUACCUAGUUCAUGCGCUUGCUAACCUAUCAUGCCCCAAUAUUGAUGAAUGCAAGGAUGCUAAAGCAUACAAUACUAUAUACAGGCAGUUGCACUUGGUGCUAUCAAUGCUAGUACAACGAGAUGAAGAUGCCAAGUUUGAAGUAACUACUGACAAAGAGAAAAAAGUUAUAUCUGCCAUUACUUCUAUCUUCCAGAGUAUUAAGCACUCAGAAGAUGUGGUUGAUGCAUCAAAGUCGAAGAAUUCUCAUGCCAUAUGUGAACUUGGGUUAGCAAUCACCAAGCGACUAGUACAGAAGGAUGUUGAUAUCCAAGGAUUGUCUCAUUCUAUUUCUUUACCUCCUACACUAUACAAAGCACGUGAGAAGGAAAAUGAUCUUACGGCAAGUGAAGUGAAAACCUGGUUGGCUGAUGAAAGUGUCUUGGCUCAAUUUGAAUCAGUUGAAUUAGAAAUGGUUCCAUCUCAAUCAGCUGAGGAUCAUGCUUUAAAGGACAGUGAAAAAGACAGAAAUGAAAUGCCCAUUGGAAAAAUAAUAAAGAAGAUAAGAUCUCAGGGAACCAAGGGCAAAAAGGUGAAAAAGAGCAAGAGCAAGAGCAAGAGCAAGAGCAUGACAACUGAAACAAAAAAAGCUGAUGAUGAUUUUGAUAUCUUAAAUAUGGUCAGAGAAAUUAAUUUGGGUAACUUGGGGAUAUCUACUAUUACUGAAUCAAGAAAUGGUCAUGAACAUUCUUUGAGUAAGAAGGUGCAGAAAGAUCCUGAUUUAUUAACAAUUAAAAAACGAAAAGUAGGAGAAGAAACACUUGUUCCAGCACCUAAACGGAGGCGGUCUUCCAUUACCCAUGCAAAAUCGCGAUCAAGUAGUUCUUCAAAGGUUUCUCAAAGAGUUUCAGGGGAAGUUCCCUCUGGAGUGAAAUUACAGUUUGAUUCAGAAAUUAACCCAGAUACAGGUAGCAAAAAUAUGCAGAGAAAAUUGAUUAAAGGCAAAGAGCCCUCACUAGAACAAAAAAUUAAGGCAUCGGAGAGUUAUCAUGUUGAUGAGUCUGACAAAUAUGAAGAGCAUGACAUAAAGGGUCCUGGUAAAUUAAAGACAACUGAUGAGACCGAAAAUGACGAGUUCAAGUCGUCCUUAGGAUCUACGAAAAGGCCAAAAAGAAAAAGUAUUGGAGGAUUGACUAAGUGUAUGACAAAGAAAGGUGAAAGUGAUGCUGAAGAUCUGAUCGAUUGCAGAAUUAAAGUUUGGUGGCCUUUGGAUAAGAAAUUUUAUGAAGGAACCGUUCAGUCUUAUGAUUCUUUAAAGAGGAAGCACGUGGUAUUAUAUGAUGAUGGAGAAGUAGAAAAACUCUAUUUGGAAAAAGAACGUUGGGAGGUUAUCGAUGGGGACUACAAAUCUUCUAAGAAGCUAAAGCCCUCAAAUUCUCCAUCUUUACGUGAAGCUUCUACUGGGAAGAAACAGCGAAGUUCAAGAGGUUCAGCGAGUAAAAAGACUACAAAAAUAGUUAAUGGUAAACAAUCUCCUAGCAAGCAUGCAAAACGUGGACAAAAAAAGGCAUCAAAAACUAAUUUCCAUGAAGAGGGGGCUAGUGAGAGUUCCGAGCUACCAAACCCUGAAGAGACUGCAAUAUCUGAAGCUGAGUUCAACUCCGGCGGUUCUGAAGGGGAACAGGAUGAUGGAGGGUCUGAUGUCAUCGUAACCAAGAAAAAGAAACCCAACAAGAAAGCAAAAUCAGUUUCACGUGGAAAGAGACGUAAGACAGGGAAGAGCUCGAGUAAUAAGAAAGAACCCAAUGACAAGAGGCAGGAACCAGACGAAGAGAAGCAGGAUUCUGCUGAGGGGCUUUCUGAAGACAGAGAGAGUUCCCCCCAAGAAGUUCAAAAUGAUGAAGAAGAAAGAAGUUCAAAAGAAAGAGAGGUGGAUGAAUCAAGAGGAGCUUUGAGAGAAAAUGUUAAUGGAAAAGAAGUUUUGGCUCCUGAAGGGAACCAAAAUGAGAGUGGUGAGCAAAGUAGUCCUAGUAGAGAAGUGAAAAAACCGCUUGAAGGUCCAACAAGUCUUGAUGGUGCCGGAUUUGCCGAAGUUCCCGAUGACGAGCCACUGAGCAAAUGGAAAUCCCCCUCAGGGAAGAAAAGGUCAUCAGGUAAAAAACAAUGAGCAUUUUGGAUGCUUCUGUAACACAAAUCUUUGAAAGACUAUAAUAGAAGUGGUGCUGUGGCAUCAUUUACUCUGUAUAAGUACAAGUAUAGGUAUCAGUGUGAAUGGUGAAUACCAUUUAUUGACACACUAAUAGAUGUGCUUUGCAUGUCUUGUAUUUGUAGUUACCCUUGUUGUGUAGAUGUAACUUUCCCACCACAUUUAGGAGGAAAAAAAAGUGACGGUGCUUUAGUGUUUUUAGGGUUGUGUUGUGCUAAAUGACCUUUCAUUAGUGUAGGUGAUCAUAGGUUUAACAUAUGAUUCAUUGAUGUUGUUCAUCCUUCCAACAUAAUCAAUUGACUGAAGCAACAUGUACAGCUAUACGUGGUGAUAAAUUGUAUCUGUAUCUUUAGUUUAUUAUUCUUAUUAUUGUAGUC
Cicer arietinum (chickpea) is the source of this 5723-nucleotide messenger RNA. Its product is annotated as sister chromatid cohesion protein PDS5 homolog A. Gene Ontology annotation, biological process: mitotic sister chromatid cohesion; DNA repair. Lineage: Eukaryota; Viridiplantae; Streptophyta; Magnoliopsida; Fabales; Fabaceae. Gene Ontology annotation, cellular component: chromatin; nucleus. The record is from RefSeq and is a predicted model, not a curated record.